UGUAUGGAGAGCGCCCGCACUAUGACGUGACGAUAAAGCUGUAGACCUCAGUCUUUCAAAUCCGUUUUUACAUCCUUAUUUGACAGUACUGUCUGGUUUUCGGAUAUUCAUGAGGCAAUUUCCAGUUAGGCAAGAGAUCCAUCCUACGGGUUGAUAGAUAGCGAGAGCACACCUUGUCAUUUUGUGAUAAGGAGUGAGGUUAAUACACAGCACGAUAGACUACAUAAAUGAGGCUUAAUAAUUUUCUCGAAAGUCCUCGUCGUCAUUGGUUGACAUGAUUCAGCAAUUAGCUUACACUCGACAUAUUUCGUGAGAUAGUUUUUAAAUAUUCAUUUUCAACUUAUAGAGAGUUUUAAGAUCUUCUUAUUCGAGUUGAUGAAUUCUACCUUUUCACGCUUGUUUUGGUUUAUAUCUCAGUGAUGCAACAUAAACGCAAUAUUGCAAAGAAGACGGAUCGAGAGUGAGUGCUUGCUACUUUUUUUCAACUUAUAUAAGGAUCUAUAUUUUCGAAGAUUUUUCUUGUUGGAUAUCAUUUUAUUUUGCAAACGGUCAAGACGGAAUGAGAAUGUCUAUGUUGAGUUAAUACUGGAUUGAUAUUGAGUCCAAGAGAAUUCUUCAUGGAAAGUACAUUGUGAUUGUUUUGCAUAAAAGUGGAAUAAGCACAUUACCAACAUGUCCUGGUGUAUCGUCUUUAAACCAUGUCUGGUCAUGAUAUUUUACAUCCUGACCAAACGGGCAGAAGCUCAGCUACCAACAUUAGACGAAGCUCCAAUGAAUGCUACUGGUGUUGUAGGUAGUUCGGUAACAUUCGAGUGUACUGUUCGGAAUAAACAUAGUUAUAAUGUAAUUUGGGUAAAGAGACCGGAAGAUGGAACACUAACGUACAUCAGCAGAAAUUGGGAUGUCUUCGGCAACAAUCCUAAAUACGUCGUACACAAUGACGAAAACGAACCGAGUUUUCCCUUGGAGAUCUUCAACUUGGAGAUGUCUGACGCGGCAACAUAUGAGUGUCGAUAUGAACAUACUAGCCCACCAACCAAUGAACUAUUGGGCUCAGCAAUUUUAACGGUUGUUUCGGUUGAACCAAGCCCUUCUUGUCAGUAUGUGAGCGUACCAAGUUUAAACCAAACUGUAUGCGAUCUUCAUUGUGUGUGGUCGCCUGCUGCAGGAAAUCCUCCUGCGGAGAUCUUCAAGAAUGGACAAUUGGUGCCAAUCGAUUUUCAACUCAGCGAUCGGGUAAUAAGUCGACAAGCUCUGGCUAAUUUGUAUCAGUUAAACGACUUCGAAUGUCGAUGGACGUCUUUGACCACGGGUCAAAUCAACACUUGUCGAUAUCAGCAGAGCGCCCAAGCGCCCAUCAUCCUCGGCGUUGACCCAUUCGUAAACGGUGUUGCAGUGGGUCAAACAGCAAGAUUUGAAUGUCAAGCUGAACAUGUGUUUACAUCAUUCUCCAGCCAGGAAAUCACGUAUACAUGGUCGAUCACGAAAGAUGGACAGGUGAUCGACCUCGGGGAGCGUCAGAAGGGUCUUAUGAAACAAGCAAUGCGAAUAUUGAGCGUUGAACACGCGGAUGAUGGCGUGAUAGUGAUGUGCACUGCUCGUAGCGUAGACGGAGUCGCCCACGGCGCAGGGUCACUCUCAGUGUACCUACCGACAUCAGCAUCAACUCAGCCGACAUCUAAAUCGAAAUCGAUCACCACUCGCUACACAACUACCAGUGUAGCACCACGAAAGAAAGAACCCUUGAUGAAUUCGACGAUUUUAACAAUAAUCGCCGUCUUGUUGUUCUUGAUCAUCGUUCUAUGCGUAGUCAUCAUCGUUCUUGCGAAAUCGAAAACGCGACGUGAUAAGUGGAUAGCACUGGGUCGAAGUAUGAGCUCUAGAAGAAAACGCAGUAAGCGUGACAACCGUCAAGAUAAGGCUCAUCUCGGUGGAGACCAGGAGAUGAUCUUCGCCGACACAAACCCUGAUAUUAUUCGGGCUCACUCUACUUUGCCUCCUAUCUAUGCGAUGCCGGAUAAAUCAAGAAAAUCAAACACUAUGGACGGGGGCGCCAGGUAUCCCCCACGCCAUUACACCCCACGUCGACAAAGUUACGGUGGCCCUGAAUUCAGGGAAACUGAAUUUGCGGUUCAAACAUCCGACAUGAAACCCGGUCUCUAUUCGAAUCCGUAUGAAGACAUCGACAACGACGCCGUGAACGAUGCCAAGCAAAUGCGCGGCAAGUCACAUACUGUCUCCCAUUACUAUCAAGACUCAGCAUUGACGGGAUCGCCAAGACGGUACCGAGGAUAUGGUGGGAUGAAGUCAGCUGGGAGUGCGUCGAUGCUCUACGGGAAACCUGAAAAGCCACAGAGGAAUCAAAAGGGGUUGUCUUUGAAGAGUCGAAAGAGCUGGGACCAACCAGGCUCGAUCGAAAAUCUGUGCAACUACGCCGUUUCCGACACACGGUCUGUAAAGUCGUUCACCGGUUCUGUAUGCGACGGAGAUAGCUACGCCUGCGUUGACGAUGUCGAAGGGGGUACGGUGGUGUCAGAUUACAUGGACAUGAAUGCAGUUUUGAGUGACUCGACUUUAGAUGACAUGAAUGACAUAACGAGAGAAAGUGAACUUUCGGGAUACGACGAACCGCCGCUAUACGCACAAAUAACAAAAUAACUAAAUGAAUUAAAGUGAUUCCAAAAAUUGAACACAGGCAGGAAACUUGUUCGGACUCCUGACCUUUAAUUUGUGCCACUUAUUGGAAUGGUUUGGACCUAUACAUGUACAUGACUAAGUCUAGCUUACUGUGUAAACUCUUAUUCUUAUGAUGAUGAUGAUGAUGAUUAGAUAAAUGUGUUAUUGAUCGCACUUAUGUCGUUAAUUCGUUGAACGAAAUUUAUUAAUUCCAAAGGGAAUCGUACCUUUCAAUAUGUCAUUUUCAAUACGCAGCUUAGAUAUUUCAAAGGCUUUCUUAACCCUAACCAGAUCGGGCUUUUGGGGUGUUAUAUGAGAUUUCGGCUGUCCAUCGUGUGAACGCCGUGAAAAUUGGCAUGAUAAUAGUGUGGGAGGUAAUCUACAAGGCUGUGUGGUUAAUUUUCCCUAAAUAAUAAGAUUUUCUAUGAUUUAAUUAUGCUAAUUUAUGCGUAAAUAAUACUUUCUUGUUCUAAUUUACCAAAUAAGCUCCUAGAAUGCUAAAUGUUGGUGUUAAUAUUCGUUAUACCAUUUCUAACAAUUACAAAUAAAAAAAAUCUAGUUUGAAAAUGAAGUGAAUGAAAUGUAUUUUAUUGUUUUAUGAAUUUCUGAUGUAUUUCUAAUUUUACCUUUUGAUUUGCUUGUAUUUUCGCCAAAUUUAGGGUUAAGAUGCGCACGAUUUACGCAUGAUUGAUAAUCCUGUUCUUGUCUGCUCUUAGAUGUUCUCUUGGGUUUUAACAAAAAGUAUGGGAUUUCUUUCAGACCUAAUCAAAUAUAAACCAAUGAAACUUACUCGCAAAUCCUCAAAAUUCCAAUUAACAAAGCUCAGAUUACAGGAAAUAAGAAUGUGGCGUAUCAAUCAAAAGUUUACACUUUGAAAAAGUCUUGGGAAUCGAAUAAGAUACAUGGGAAUAUUUUUUCACAUAAUAAUCUUUGGUUCGUGUCUUAUCUAUCAAAUGAAAGUAAAAAUAUUGCAAUGAGAGAGCACUGUCCAUUUUUGUAAAGCUCGCAAAAUUUGGUUUGCGCGGGAAACGGCGAAAACAUAUUGACCGUGCGGUACAUUUCUCAUAUUUUUCUUUUGCAUUGUCAGCCAACUGAAGUAAAAACAGUUAUAUUCUAACAUUUUAUAACAAAUUUGCUACCCAAAUUAAUAGUUUAACCCUAGGUAAGCACAACCUUUACCUUUUUUGCGCCAUCUGGAUCUGAUGAUAUAACUGAAUGUAAACAAAAGUUUAUUUCAAACAUCUCCAGCAUUUUUUUUACUAAGUUUUUAUCAUUUAAAUUGGGUUUACAGUUCUUUUUUUUUCAUUGAGUACUUGUUUCUUCACACUUUUCACAAGCAUGACAUUGAGUUACAGAAGGAAAACCAAGCCUAUAAGCCAUUUCAUGUGAACCAGUGCUCCGUGUAAAGCAGAUAUCAUCACGAUGGUCUCAGUGUGUGUGGGGGUCGCAUUGGCACUCGAUGGAGUGUUUUGGGGUUUUGGACAAGGAAACAAGUUAAAAAGGUAAAUUUAUCUUUUAAGCUAAAGUCCAUGUGUUUUUCAUGAUUAAUGUCUACUUUUAUCCCUAUAACUAUUUCCAAGUUCUGUGCAAAUCAUUUUUUACGAACUUUUCCAAAGUAAGCGGUGUUCACUCAAGCGGAAAGAUUAUUCGUCAGUUAUCGUCAUUCGCUUAAAGAGAUCUGUACCAAUUAAUGUAAAUAUGUGGAAAGAGCAUCAGUAUAUAACAAAUUAUUAUUUCUAAGUGUAAACUCUUUUUAUACGCACUAGAAUGUGAUGUAGCACCUAAGAACAAGUUUUAAUUUCUUUAUGAAUCACAUUCAGAGCGAACUCUGAAUGGAUGGUAAACAGCACCCCUCCCUCCCUUGCAGAAGCAAAGGUUGAAUAAGUGCCAUUUUGGCACUGACGAACAGAUAGGGAACUUUGGACCAUGCACCCCCUCAAAAAAAAUAAUUAAAAAAAAUCUUGACAAAGUAAAAGAGGGAUCAAAGGGAAGGAUGAUGGCAAGAUGUGUCAGUUUCUAAAUAUUUUGUCCAAAUCUAAAAGAAAAGUACAUUUUUAUUCAAAAAAGGAAAACAAUAAUUGCUUGCUCUCUUCACUUACUUGGAAGUUUCGUUACAAACCGCCAUUUUAUGUCCCCCGAAAUUCUUCGGCUUAUUACAAAACUCGCAGUUGGGGAAAACCGUAUGACGCUUACUUACUAGCUCACUUCGGAGACAGAAAAUCGUAUAGAUUUUCAGAAUAGCGUUUGAGUUAGGUCAAAAUGCUUUAUUAUUUCCUUUAACAUGAUUUCUGCUUCGAGAUUUCAUAAGAUGUGCAAGAAUAACGGUUAACAGAAAGAUCAGGGACUCUUUUCAUAAAACUUUUUACAAUAAAAAUUUGAAAUAACAGUUUUAAGCUACCAAAAUCAUUGAAAUAGAUUAGCUGACCGUAGACUAGUUAUAAGAAAUUGAAUUUGUUAUAAUAACAAGUUUAUGAAACGAGAUCCAGAAAUGUAUUGGUUGUUUCUUUUCUUAUUUGUUUAUUUCAAUGUUGAAAUCUACCUAGUGAACGGUGUUCUAGUUCAUGUAAUUCUACAUUCUGUCACGGUUAUCAUUUCAUUUGACUAAUUCUGUUUCCUCCCAAGAUGGGGGGAAAACAAAUUUCAAUUCUUUGUCAUUUUACUGGAAGUCAUUUAUAAAAGAAAUCUGUCUGUUAUGCUCUCAGAAAAAUAUAAUUUUCCACUAAGUGAUGACGACUAAAUAAGAUGUGCAACCUAACAAGGUUUGAUUUUUACCAAUACCAUGUAUAUUUUUUUUUGCUAAACACUAUUUCGAGGGGAAACUAUUUUUUUUUCAGAGUAUAUCGAAUUUCACUUUCCUCCACUUGCAUUAUUGAUAUUUCCUUAGAUAAUUUGCAAAACGAUCACAUAAUUUAAGAGCACGGGCUGUAAAUACGCGAUUGCAUUUGAACAUAAAAUUACAUCUGGUUUUAGUUGGUCAUUUGAUAAUUAAAGGAUGCUAAUUAUAUCGUAUGAAUAAGAUUGUAUCUGAUAUGUCUUAGAUAUGUAUUCAAUAUGUGAGUCAUUAUAUUGAAGCGUCUGGAAAACCCGGAUAUAAGGGUUCCGGUUGCUUUCGUUGGUGUUUCAUAUUUCAAGGGGCUUUUAUGAUUGAUCUUGUGACUAUUUGAGAGUUGAGACCGUUUCGGUCAUGUAAAAAAAUAGGGGUGGCGCCACAGCUGGGAGCAGUGGGGUGUACGCCCUUCUGCGAUAUCUUCAAAAUUAGAAAAAGAAAAAGAAAAUGGGUAUACGAAUGAAGAUUACGAUAAACAGAGUUUUGUGUCGUGUAUCUCAACAUUAGCCUUGCCAUUCAAGGGAGGAAAAUGGCGUCAAAUUUGGGUCCUCUUGUCCACCCCCCCCCCCCCUCCCCUCAUUUAACCAUUCUGAUGCCGCCUCUGUGUGCAAAAUCCAUUGUAACUGAUAAUGGUCACACAGCCUUUAAUAAGGACUAAGGGGAUUACUUCAGAAUUGACUCACAGACUGUUUGAUAUUCCACCCACGUCAUCUGAAUAAGACAACUCUAUUCAGUUUCUGUCUCUUUCAAUCUUACUUCGAUAAUCAUUUAGAAAUCCAAAAGAAGUUUUGCACGUCAAAAUCAUAUUCUAAACGUGAAUAAAAAGACUAUGACAAUCAUGCCAUUGCAAUUAGUAAACCAUCAUGAAUGUCAAGCGUUUCACUCUAGUCAGGGCCCUGGGAACAACGUUUUGAAUGGGGGUGGCUGAUGUUCAUUUUGAAAAGCAAAAAAAAAUGUUCACUACAAAAAAGAAUCAUUCGGAUUAUAAUUAUAAUUUUUGUCCACACCUUCCAAAAUUCCAGGGGGGUGCUGCCUAUGGGAGAUAAUACACGCAGCACCCCCAAGGAAAAUAGUGGGGGUGCUUCAGUACACCCCCCCCCCAUUGUCCCUGCUUCCCAGGGCCAUGACUCUAGUUUAGAUUUAAAAAAGUCCCUGUGCAUUUUACGAAGAAUUUAUAGAGAUUCCUCAAUGUUACUUUGAGUCUUCAAUCACUAGCAAACAGGUGGCGGAUUUGAACCCCCCCCCCCCCAAAAAAA
Molecule: messenger RNA, 6759 nt
Organism: Lytechinus pictus (painted urchin)
Lineage: Eukaryota; Metazoa; Echinodermata; Echinoidea; Temnopleuroida; Toxopneustidae
Exons: 1
Coding region: 673-2658 (661 amino acids)
Source: RefSeq, a predicted model, not a curated record